CCGGCGGCGGCAGGGAUGCAGCGCCCGGGGCCCUUCAGCACGCUCUACGGGCGGGUCCUGGCCCCGCUGCCCGGGCGGGCCGGGUCCGGGGGCGGGGCCUCGUCGGGGGGCGGGGGGAGCUGGCGCGCGGGAGAGCCGCACGUGCCGCCGCCCCAGCGCCAGCCCUCGGGCGGUGGGAGCGGACACAUAGUGGCUUCGGCCGCGGCCCCGGCGCGCGCCCCACCCGCUCCCGCGCCCCCGCUCCUGCUCGCUCCCGCGCCCGCUGCCCGGACCAUGUCCAAGACCGAGGAAGCCAAGCGUCUGGCCGGCCGCGCGGCCGUGGAGAACCACGUGAAGAAUAAUCAAGUGCUGGGAAUUGGCAGCGGUUCCACCAUUGUCCAUGCCGUACAGAGGAUAGCUGAAAGAGUAAAACAAGAAAACCUGAAAGUUGUCUGUAUUCCUACGUCCUUUCAGGCCCGGCAGCUAAUUCUUCAGAACGGCUUACCCCUAAGUGACCUGGACCGCCACCCAGAGCUUGAUCUUGCUAUUGAUGGUGCUGAUGAAGUAGAUGCUGACCUCAAUCUCAUCAAAGGUGGUGGAGGCUGUCUGACUCAGGAGAAGAUUGUUGCUGGCUAUGCCAAACGUUUCAUUGUUAUUGCUGAUUAUAGGAAAGAUUCAAAGAAUCUCGGUGACCACUGGCUGAAGGGAAUUCCCAUUGAAGUCAUCCCAAUGGCAUAUGUCCCCGUGACCAGGGCCCUGUCCCGGAUGUUCGGCGGAGUGGCAGAGCUGCGGAUGGCCGAGCGCAAGGCAGGCCCUGUGGUGACGGAUAAUGGAAACUUUCUGUUGGACUGGAAGUUUGACCGGGUGCAUAAAUGGAGUGAAGUGAACACAGCCAUAAAAAUGAUCCCAGGAGUCGUGGAUACGGGUCUCUUUAUUAACAUGGCUGAAAGAGUCUACUUUGGCAUGGAAGAUGGCUCCGUCACCGUGAGGGAGAGGCCGCCGCACUGACCGAGGCCUCGCCGGUCGCCGAGGCAGAGAAGCCCAAGAGCCUUUGCCUUAACGUACUUGCCCCAGGACGGCCGGUCAGAGCUUGGGGGUCUCCUCAAGUGUUACUGAAUGCCCCUGUUUUGUUUUGUUUUUUAAUGAAAUAGAGAAGCAUAUAUUUUUUCUAUCUAAAAAUACUCACUUUUUUAAAGAAAAAAAAACUUGAUUUCAUGUUUUAUAUGAAAUACUACCAAAAAAAAAAAAAAAGACAGUUUUUGAAUCCUUGACUUGAGGCUGCUGGCUUCUUACUAAGUUUCUGAGUGUUUGGUUUGUUGGGGAAUCCCAGAAUGCACUGUGCCAGCCCGGCCUGUAAAGGGCCGAGCCAGCAGCCCCCUGAUGCCUUACUGGAACCGUUGAUGAUCUUUAUGCCUUCAUUCUUGGUUUGUUUUUGAGUUUACAUUUUAAUAGCUCAUUAUGUGUAGUCACACUUUUAGAUCAAGCGUAUGUGGAGCCGAGCGAUGCCCUGGACAGUGACCUUCAUGGACGACUUGUAUUGACCUCAGUACCAUCACCCCUUGGCCAAAGGCAGGCUGCUCCUUGUCUGGAAGGACUUUCCCGGUACAACCCCUCUCUCCUCGGGCGGAUUUUUUUCUGUUGCCGACCUUUUUUGGACUUUUUGUCUGCCUUGCUCACCCUAAAGUUCGUCGCUUGCACAGUUGGGCAUCAGAUGUCUCCUCUUUACAUUCUGUGUGUGUUGAAAUAAAACAGCUCAGUGCCACUUCA
Molecule: messenger RNA, 1746 nt
Organism: Phascolarctos cinereus (koala)
Lineage: Eukaryota; Metazoa; Chordata; Mammalia; Diprotodontia; Phascolarctidae
Gene: RPIA
Product: ribose 5-phosphate isomerase A
Biological process (GO): pentose-phosphate shunt, non-oxidative branch; D-ribose metabolic process
Cellular component (GO): cytoplasm
Molecular function (GO): ribose-5-phosphate isomerase activity
Source: RefSeq, a predicted model, not a curated record